AUUUUGUUCAUCAGACAUAGAUAUAGAUACGAGUAUAAAUACAUUUGUUUCUUUCUUCAAAUGUACUGUACCAAAACAUUACGACCAUCUUACUCUCAUUUAAUAUAAGUUAAGGAAAACCAUUAUAUAUGAAACUUGUCUGAGGAAAAACAACUACAUAUAAAAAUGCAAAUAUGCAAAAACUGUGAAAAAUAGGACAAUGUGACAUAUGGCUCCAUAAAAAACGCCAGGUAUGUGAUAUUUGUAGUUUAUCCGGAUUACUGAAAUCUUCACCAAAAACAUUAAAUGGUAUCCCCUUGCCAAUUUUUUAUGUAACAGACUAUAUAUUUCGUUGGUUUGCCAUUAUUUUUUUCAUUUGAGAGUAUAAUCUGUCAAACAUGGAGGUGAAACUUCUAUUUGGGUGUUUUGUGCUUGCAACAUUAUGUCAUCUUGGAGACUCGUGUUCAUGUUUACCAGCCAGUAUCCAGAAAAAAUAUUGUAAAUCUGACUUUGUGAUGAAAGUGUGGGUGACAAGUACGUUGCAAAGUCUAAGUGGAGAACAAGGUUUUGACGACUUCUAUAAUAUAAGAAUAUUAGGACGCCCUUGGAAGUUUGUUGGUGAUAAGGAUGUUGCCGAUUUAAAACGCGUGUAUACUGCUAGCAAUGGUGCCCUGUGUGGAGUAGAACUUCAGAAAGGAAAGAGAUACCUUAUCUCAGGUAAAGUAAGCGGAUACAAGUUGAGGAUAGGCCUAUGUGAAUCUAUCGUACAACGAACGAGAUUGCCAUCAUCUACAAAAAGAUUGAGAUCGCGUCCACCAAACUGCGCUCUUAUUUCAGGCCCGAAAAGGGUAAAAUAUAAAAAAUAAAAUUUUAGAAAAACGUAAAGAUAAUUUGAUGAAUAAGCAUAAAAAUGCAUGGAAUAAAAUGUCAAAUUUGUUAGCAGUUUGUUAGCUGUAACUGGUGAAAUACACUGGGAAAAUUUCAAAAGCUGCACAAAGAGUUUUAAUAUUUUUUUAUCAGAAUAUUGAAAUGAUCCCCAAAUUAAAACAGGCGCGUUUAACCCGGUUGCACAAGAAAAUAAAAUACGAGUAAAUUUUACAAUUGCCAUUUCAGUAGUCUAAACAAUUAUUAAGCAAAGAUUCCAGACACUGUGUCUGAAUUUUAAAAUCAAUAUUCUUUCAAAACAGGUGCUAUGAUUUAAUUAAAUCAAAG
Molecule: messenger RNA, 1191 nt
Organism: Ruditapes philippinarum (Manila clam)
Lineage: Eukaryota; Metazoa; Mollusca; Bivalvia; Venerida; Veneridae
Product: metalloproteinase inhibitor 3-like
Exons: 4
Coding region: 378-845 (155 amino acids)
Biological process (GO): negative regulation of membrane protein ectodomain proteolysis; negative regulation of endopeptidase activity
Cellular component (GO): extracellular matrix
Molecular function (GO): metalloendopeptidase inhibitor activity; protease binding
Source: RefSeq, a predicted model, not a curated record